This is a messenger RNA of Jatropha curcas, 3354 nucleotides long. The record is from RefSeq and is a predicted model, not a curated record. Lineage: Eukaryota; Viridiplantae; Streptophyta; Magnoliopsida; Malpighiales; Euphorbiaceae.
CUCUCUCUCUCUCUCUCCUCCAUUGUUACUUGACGCCACGAGAGAGGUGCCUUCUCUUCGUAUCUCCGUCCCGAGAUCCAACCUCAAGCCCAGCCCAGUAACAGUCUCAAACCGGACCCAACCCGUUAUUCCCAAGAUGCUCAACCCGUGAUCACUCGUUCAUAGUAGGCUAGUAGCCACCAUCCUCCUCCAAAUUCCGGCCAAUUAAAGGUCAAGGCCGGCGCCAGGAGCUGCUCUCUCUUCAUUCUCGACCUCCUCUCCUCAUCCCAGGCUCUGUUUUUUGUUUGCGAGACCUGCUAUUUGCGAAGCAAGGAAAGGAGGAGAAAGGUUAGGUGGUGUUUUCUAGCCUGGCGUGCCAUUUCCGGCGACUCCGCCUGAUUAGUAUCUUGUCUGGUUUCUACCAUGUCCACGUCAAUCCUCCUUCAACACUCAAGAACCAUCUCAGGUAUGCUCCAUACCCGAAUAUUUGUCCGGUUCAUGGGCGGCGGUCCACGGACUUUCCCCGGUGGACUAAACAAGUGGCAAUGGAAACGCCUCCAUGAGAAAAGAGCCAAAGAGAAGGAAAAGCGACUUCUUGAUCAAGAGAAACAACUCUAUGAAGCUCGAAUCCGCUCAAACAUCCGAGCCAAACUGGCGGGAAAACCUGACCCGAAUUUGAACCCGGAUACAAACACUACUAGUUACAGCCCCAUGAGCCCCGAGAACCACAUCAAAGCCCUUGCUGAUCGUUUCAUGAAAGAAGGAGCCGAAGACUUAUGGAAUGAAAACGACGGCCCGUUGAAAUCUUCAUUGGCGAAAUCAAGUGAAAGGCCUGAACUAAGCGGGCCAAAUCAACGGCCGACAUCGAUCAAUUCGCCAAUUGAUUUGAGGAAACUUAUAUCAGGGGGAGUUAACAUAUCUCAGAAUUGCGAGAACUUCACUAAUAGUCAUAAUUACACAAAAACAAGGGAUUAUUCAAUGCAGAGAGGUUCGGAUUUUGGCUCUAAAAGUGAUUCGAUGAAGCACUUUCAACCUAAUUUGGUGCCAGAACAGAGGAAAUUUAGGAGGAAUAAGAGUACCAGCGACAAUGAAUUGGGUCAUGGUUUGGGAGAUCAUUCAGCAAAGAAUUUCGCAGAUGACUCGGCAGACAAGCUUGGGAACGCAAGUAAUUCAAGAAAAGCGAGUGAUUUAAAGAAGCACAGGAGCUUCUCUUCUCAUAAACUGAGGAGAUCUUGGAGAAAUGAGAGUUCUUCUAGUGAUCACGAGGAUGAAGAUUAUGGGUUUGAUUCAGAUGAUGAGGGAGAAAGGCGAGGGAGAAGUGUGGGGGCGAUCGGGAGUAGAGCUGCUUUGGGGAAGUAUGAUAUGAAGAUGACGAAAAGGGUGCCACUAAAAGAGCUUGAGGACGAGACAAAUUUCGCAAGGGAGGUGGAGUUGCUAAGGCGUGAGCUCGGGAAGAAAAAGUUGGCUAGAAACGAGGAGGAAAAUAGUGAGAAAGGUGAGGAAGAAUCGAUUCUCAGUCAUAGAAGAUUUGAUGAAUGUGGAUUGUCUUCUUUGACUGUGAAGGCACUUACAGCAGCUGGCUAUGUUCAAAUGACCAGGGUGCAAGAGGCGACUUUGUCUGCUUGCCUUGAAGGCAAGGAUGCUUUGGUUAAAGCCAAAACGGGAACAGGCAAAAGUGCAGCUUUUUUGCUUCCUGCAAUUGAAGCAGUUUUGAAAGCAAAAAGUGGCAAUGCCAAUCCACGGGUUUCUCCAAUAUACGUUCUUAUUCUUUGCCCCACAAGAGAGCUAGCGAGUCAAAUAGCUGCUGAAGCAAUUGCUAUGCUGAAGUAUCACGAUGGCAUAGGUGUACAAACACUAGUUGGAGGUUCACGCUUCAAAGAUGACCAGAAACGCCUGGAAUCAGAUCCUUGCCAGAUAAUUGUUGCAACUCCUGGUCGGCUGCUGGAUCACGUUGAGAACAAAGGUGGUAUAUCUGUGCAUUUGAUGGGUUUGAAGAUGCUUAUACUCGAUGAAGCUGACCAUUUACUAGACUUGGGGUUUCGGAAAGAUGUGGAAAAAAUUGUAGACUGUUUGCCCCGUCGGAGGCAAUCCCUGAUGUUCUCAGCAACAAUUCCAAAAGAGGUUCGCCGAAUAUCUCAGCUUGUGUUGAAAAGAGAACAUGCUUUCAUUGAUACAGUGGGACUUGGUUGUGUGGAAACUCCUGCUCAGGUUAAGCAGUUUUUCCUGGUGGUUCCACUUAACUUGCAUUUUCAAGUCGUGCAUCAUCUCUUGAGGGAGCAUAUCCGACAAACACCUGAUUACAAGGUCAUUGUUUUCUGUACAACUGGGAUGUUAACAUCACUUAUGUAUGCACUCCUCCGGGAAAUGAAAAUGAAUGUUAGGGAGAUGCACUCUAGAAAGCCUCAAUUAUAUAGAACACGCAUAUCUGAUGAAUUCAAGGAAUCGAAACGGUCAAUUCUCAUCACAUCUGAUGUUUCAGCCCGUGGAAUGAAUUAUCCUGAUGUUACUUUGGUCAUUCAGGUUGGCAUUCCUGCUGAUCGGGAGCAAUAUAUACACCGUCUUGGAAGAACUGGACGUGAAAGCAAAGAUGGAGAAGGGAUAAUAUUGCUUGCACCAUGGGAAGAAUAUUUCCUGGAUGAGUUGGAAGACCUGCCUCUUGAUAAACUUCCUUUACCUGAUAUAGAUCCAGAAACCAAACUUAAGGUGGAGGAUUCAAUGUGGAAGCUUGACAAUAGUGUCAAAGAAGCAGCAUACCACGCUUGGCUAGGUUAUUAUAACUCAAUCAGGGAAAUUGGCAGGGAUAAAACCACACUUGUUGAGCUGGCCAACCAAUUUUCCAAGUCAAUAGGUUUGCAAAGGCCUCCUCCUCUGUUCAGAAAGACAGCACUAAAGAUGGGUUUGAAAGAUAUACCUGGUAUCCGAAUCCGAUCCUAAUAAUUAUUAGGAGCUCAAGCAUUCAAAUUUCUGUCUUUGGCUGGCUUAAAAUGAGUGAAAUCAUUCAGGUUCAACUUUUAUUCAACCUGAAAACUUUGUAUAUGCUAGGCCUAGUUGCUGGAUUUGAUUUUCUUGCUACUGUGAAAUCCUGCAAGUUUUUUGUUACCAUUUUGAAGAGUUUUUGUCGCAUUAGGUUGCAUCUCUUCUUAAUAUGAAAUCCUGUAUAUUCAUAUCAUUAUUUUAUUAACCAUUCAAUGGAUGAUCCCAAGCCACAUUUACGAUUCAUACAGAUUACUGGGAAAACCGUCGGGUAGAGUGCUUGUUAUUAGGUCGAAAUUAAACUAUUUAUGGUUGUAAUAAACUCUUAUGAUAACAGAAAGCCCAUAGUGGAAAGGGCAUAAACAAAGUCCAUAAAAAACAAUAAUGCCCAGUUUUUGUUUA